GUGUUUUUCGUUGUUGCGUUAGACUUUCGCUUCAUCCUCCCCUCACGGCAUUCCCUGCUCCCUGCAUAGUUCAUUUACGGGUAUUAUAGGAGGUUUGUAAGGGCGGCUGGGUAGCCAUUCCCUGGGCAUCCCAGCACACAAAUGGACGUUUCCUACCGUAAACUCCUCUCUACAACAAAUGCAACCCCCUUAUCCGACCUAACCCUUCACACGACAUGCAUUGUUUACGGUAUCGUCACAGCUUUUAAACCCCCCCGCAAAACAAAUGGAACCGAUUACAUGUGUCAUGUCCAUAUUGCCGAUCCGACCUACCCAGAAGGCUUGAGUAUCAACAUCUUUCAUUCUCUAGAAAACUUGCCAGAAGUCCAAUACGGCAAUGUCGUCGAAUGCGCCAUCAAGGUCCAAAUGUAUAACUCAAAACUCCAAGGUCUAUCCCUCAAAGGCCCCGACUUUUGCUUCCAAAUCAUUGAAAACGGUAUCGCAGCCUUUUUACGAGAAUGGGGGUCGAGUAGUACUGGAACGAUGCCGCUUCCGUAUACGAGACCUGUAUUGGAGGUUGGGAGUUUAAAGGAUGUUGAUACGUUUUGUGAUUUGUAUGCUCAGGUGCUUCAUAUUAAUGAACCCGACCAUCCAGGUCAACCACUAGAACUAGUCGUUACUGAUUACACAACCAAUCCAAACAUACAUUUUCCAAUAGAGAUGAUCCCAUAUACCCGUCUUACUCCCGACAUGCUAUUACUCGUCACACUCUGGGACCAAGAACCCAUGGAUCCACCGUUACAAAAGGAUACAUAUAUCCACCUCCGGAACCUCCGCAUCGUGUCCCGUUAUAAUAAAUUACAAGUCGUUGCACAUGGUGAUAAAAUGCGAACUAGGACGAGUCAUAUAACGAUCGUGAAUGAUGGAGACCAGAUUGAUCGGAUGAGAGAUCGGGAAAAGAAAUGGAAGGCCUUGCAAGGGGAUGUUUUGAAUGUGGUUGGACCUUCACAAACCUACACCUCCAUGCUCCAAAAGAAAUAUCGACGACCCCUAUUCAACAGUUGGUCAAGACUCAUCCACAUACUCUGCGUGUCCAACUCAUGGACCACCUUCCCUUGUAUGUACGUCAAUUUACAGUGUAUGAAAGUAAAUGGGUUGAGUUUUCGAUGCUUGUUACCGAUGGGACGGGGUUUAUGCAUGUUUUUGUUCAUGGACCGAGGAUUGAUUUGUUGGGACCGGCGAUGCGGUUGGAUGGACUGACGGUUAAUGGUGUUGUGGAGCGGUGUGGAGUUGGUCGAGAGGUUGUGUGUAGAGUUGUUUGGGAUGAGGGGUGGAAGGUUGUUGGGUAACAUCGUGCACAUGUAGAUGAGAUAGUGCGUGUAUGGCAUGUUUGGGGCGGGUUUGACUCUGCGAAAAGUACCCACCGCUUCGUCUAUCCCCGUAAAACAUCAUUCAAUGGAUCCAAUGUAUGAGCAUUUGGAACACCGUGCAUCAUAGUAUCUAUUUCCC
Molecule: messenger RNA, 1488 nt
Organism: Spizellomyces punctatus DAOM BR117
Lineage: Eukaryota; Fungi; Chytridiomycota; Chytridiomycetes; Spizellomycetales; Spizellomycetaceae
Exons: 8
Coding region: 142-1239 (365 amino acids)
Biological process (GO): telomere capping; regulation of telomere maintenance via telomerase
Cellular component (GO): nuclear telomere cap complex; chromosome, telomeric region
Molecular function (GO): telomerase inhibitor activity; G-rich strand telomeric DNA binding
Source: RefSeq, a predicted model, not a curated record